AUGCAGAAGCUUUGUUUUUCAUCUGCCAAGAACUUGUGUCGUAAAAUCCUCCAACCCCGAACCUCAAUCCUGGCAACUACUAAACUCCCUUGCGAUAUCUUUAUUAACCAUCGAGGAAUUGAUACAAAGAGAACCAUCGCAGGGUUGCUUCAUGAUCAUUUAUUCAGGCUGGGGCUAAGGCCUUUCCUGGAUAGCAGGAACAUGAAGCCUGGUGACAGUUUAUUCGACAAAAUCAACCCGGCUAUUCGGAAUUGUAAACUGGGUGUAGCAAUCUUUUCGCCCAAUUAUUGCGAUUCCUACUUUUGCCUCCAUGAACUAACUCUCCUAAUGGAGAGUAAGAAACGGGUUAUUCCAAUAUUUUGUGAUGUGAAACCGUCUCAGCUUCAGUUUAUGGAUUAUGGAACAAGUUCUGAUAAGCAACUGCAAAGGUUUAGCUGGGCUCUUGAGGAGUCAAAGUACACCGUUGGACUUACAUUUGACACUUCAUCAGGGGACUGGUCGGAUUUCUUGAAUGCUGCAACCGAUGCUAUCAUUAAGAACUUGGUGGAGUUGGAAGCAGAAAAUUCAAGCAAGAAGAGUACAUAUAUUGUGCAGGGUCGUGACUAA
Messenger RNA from Durio zibethinus, 606 nucleotides. RefSeq names its product putative 2' cyclic ADP-D-ribose synthase BdTIR. The record is from RefSeq and is a predicted model, not a curated record. Gene Ontology annotation, biological process: signal transduction. NCBI's taxonomy places the organism in Eukaryota, Viridiplantae, Streptophyta, Magnoliopsida, Malvales, Malvaceae.